CCUUGGAGGCUGCUGACUCGGCUGCAAAACAUCCCCCUCCCUUCAAGGCCCCUGGGUGGCUGGCCAGGCUCAGUGCGUGGCAGGUUCUGGCAUGGGCCAUCGGCAGGUAUGCAGUGGAUUUCCAGAGCUGAUCUACAGCCGGCAGCACCCCAGGCAGGACGGAGGAUGCAACAUUUACAUGGACAAGGGAAACAAGGGACGCACCACCGUCUGAGACUGAACGUGGGGAUGUGCUCUGCCCUACCAAGCCAGGCUCCCCCGGUUUUGCCAUCCUCCCCACGCUUGGUGGGGCCCAGGAACAUGCAGCCAUUUAUUUACCAAGCCCAGACCAAACUCAAAUUCAGUGCUCACCCUCUACUGUCGUAGAAAUGAGAAUCACGCUCCUGGCUGCCUCAGCCGUGCUCGCGUACUGAAUCACCACGGCCAGAGUGCAGCUGUUUCUGUGUCACUGUAUGUCUGGGUCCCACCCCUGAAUUUACCCUGGUGCAUGCGUUUCUGUAGUGUCCAGGGGAAGGCAGAAUGGAGGUCCUGCAGGAGAAGGAAGAGGAGCAAAGAGAAGAAGAAGAGCUGAAGGCUUUUCAGGCCAGUGCUAAACUCCAGGACUUGGAGGUGAAGGUGCCCACGGAGCAAAUCUGCGUCCCAAGUGAUGUACCUGGUUUUGACUGGAGCUCCAUUGACACGUCCCAGUUACCGUCCUCAUACAAGACAAAUUCCCUGAAAGAAAAGAAGCUGCUGCGCAUCGCUGACCAUUUCCUCCAGCAGUACACUUACCUCUGCCCUGACCGCAAGCCGCUCUUCCUCCACCCAGUCAACGAAUGUGGUGUGGAGAAGUUUGUGAGCACAACGGUGAGGCCAACGCUGCUGCCUUACACAGAGCUGUACCACUGGGAUGGCUGUGCCAGCUUCGUCUCUGAUUACCUCACCAUGGAGCCCCUCAAGUCCCCUAUCACACUGCCCAGUUCACUCUAUUCCCCAACCACCAUCCUGAAAUACCAGCGAGGGAAUUGCUUUGACUUCAGCGUGCUGCUGUGCUCCAUGCUGAUUGGGGCCGGGUAUGAUGCCUACUGUGUGCACGGGUAUGCCACCCGCGAGAUAUGUACCUUGGACGAGACUCUGGAGCUGUGCCCACUGCUCAGGAAGCCACAGGAGAGGCAGGUACCAAAAAAGGGGAUGAAGAAGUCCAACAAGUAUAAAAUUAAGCCCCCACCAGACCUGCAGAGCAAGUUUGAGCUUCAGCAGGAGUCCAGGAAGAAGGCAGAAACUGAAGCUGCUCAAAAGAGCGAGGAAAGAGAAGAGAAGGUCACGGAAGUGGAAAAGCCCAGGCGUGACCCUUUGUAUGGCUUACGGGUGCAUGCGUGGGUUUUGAUUCUGUCUGGGAAGAGGGAAGUUCCUGAGACCUUCUUCAUCAACCCCUUCACGGGAAACAGCCACAGCACCAUGGAUGAGCACUUCCUUGGGAUCGAGAGCAUCUGGAACCACAGGAAUUACUGGGUGAACAUGCAGGACUGCUGGAAUGGCUGCAAGGAUCUCAUCUUUGACUUGGGUGAUGCUGUCUGCUGGGAAGUUAUGCUUUCAGGGAGCAACAAGCCUGUUCAGCUGCUCCCAGAUGCUGAGGAGGAAGAGGAGUUAUCUGACAGGGACAUGGAUGAUAUGCAGGAAAAGGAGGAGGAAGACAUGAGUUCUGACAUGCCACCAUCGUGGGUAGCCCCAAUUCAGAUAUCUCCCAGACAGUUUGAGACCCGCUGUUCCCAGGGGAGGAAGGUGAUCCUGUACAAGAAAGCAAAACUGGAAACAUGGGCACCAUACCUGUGUGGGAAUGGGCUGGUGAAACGCCUCACCAUCUACGCAGACUUAGACUGUACUGAAAUAGUGGAAGUGAGGGAGUGGUUCAAAAACCGAGAAGACAUGUUGGAUAUGAGAGAAAUGAAUAAACAAACACAGCUGACCACAGAGUGCUUCAGCCCAGGACACUUCCUCGGUCUCAGAGCUCACACCUAUACGUCACUGGAACCAGACACUGAACGUACAAUGGAGUUUUACAAUGAGGCACGAGUUGAUGGCCUCCAGAAACGUGUUGAAAAUGCUAACGAGAUGACAGAGUACUUCCUGGGACGUGAUGACUUCCUGCAUGUCCGGCACAUGGAGUUUGGCAAAAGAGGAAAGAAAAUACACUUGGCUGGCACCAGAACUGACAUUUACUCCCGGCCUAUAGUGAAAAUCAAGGAGUGUUUCCACAGAAACCUAGAAAAGCCUGCUGAUGAAGAUGUAGCAGAACGUAUCUUUCUGAUCACAGAGGAGAUGAUCCAUCUGACUUAUCACCUCAAGGACAAAUACAUUACUGCCUCAAAGAAGGAUUUCUUCAAAGCGGUGGAGAGGGAUAAGGAAGGAAAUGAAAUUGUCAUGACACCAGAAAUGUGCAUCACAUACCAGGCGGGGUCCUCUGAGCAUGACAAGAAGCCGCUCCGUCUGUACAAAUUGUUGCAGGAGCUAACAGAGGAAGAGAAGCAGCUGAAGAAACAAGUCCGGCAAGCUGAAGCAGAGGUGUUAAAUAUUUUGAAGAUCCGUGAGAAUGAAGAAAUGGCUGUUAAAUUGUCAGUUUCAAUUUAUAACACAGAGAGGAAUGAAAAGAGAAGGCAGCAGUAUGAAGCCAUGAAGAACACAACGGAGGAUGGGAUCCCAGGACAAGAGGAACAGGAUCUAGAUUACUUGGCACCUUUUCUUAUUCGAAUUGGCCACAGAGAGAAAAUGACCAAGGGUCAGGCCCUGCGCAUCAGAGAUGACUGCCUGACUGAUUUUAAGCAUCAUCUCAUUGAUAAGGCUAAUAUCAUCCAGGCUCACUUUGAAAAGGUGGUGGAAGAGCUGCAGAAGAAGAGCCAGUGGUUUCAGGAAAACCAGAAUCAGCUCAGUGCAGAGGAGGAGGAUGACUUCCUCACCCAUUACUCUGAAACCAUGUUCCAUAUCCACAUUUUAGCGCUGAGGCUCAACAGGGAAAAGCAGACGGCACCACAGAAAUACCUUGCUCUUCAAGAGAAGUUGCGCAAGGAUCCUCGCCUAUCUGAGCACCUCAGUCAUGCCUGAUUUCUUUAUUCUUUCAAGCCAGACACUGGAAAUCAGUGCUGAAACUGGUUAGAAGCAGCCUGAAAAAAACAUGAAAAAGUUUUCCUAUUUGCCUGCAGUAAAUCUUCAUUAUCAUCAGAUACAUGGAGAUUUUAAUGAACUUGUACCAUUCCACUGUCUUUUUCUUUUCCCUCUUUUAAGGCCCAUCUACAGUUAUAUCAGUUGUCUUCUCAUGCAAUCCCAUCAUGUUUGAGACUGAAGUCUGAAUGAGACCUUAGCUUUAGGGUCUGCUUCAGAAGAUGCUACAAAUUAUGCAUGCUGUAUUACAGGGCUUUUCUUCCCCAGACCUGCUCCCUAGCUGCUGACAUCAGGACAGGAUUAUUUGGGAAUACUGGUUCUUUUCCAACAUAAUAAUAUUUUAACAAAUGUAUAAUUUGGCUUUAUAAGUAGCACAAGCAAAUAUUUUGAACUUCUGAGUUCACAAUAGAUAGAAAAAUUCUUUGACCUCACUUAGAGCUAUCUAUUAACUACAAAACCCAGCAAAAACUAAUACUCAAAUUGACAAACUUUGGAUUUUAAUGUCUUUCUCUUCGAAUGCCUCCACUUACCAUUCACAAAUAUUGGCAGACAGGAUAAAAAGUCAAGAGAAAUCCACAAAGCAUUUCAAAUCCCAGAAAUUUUAGGUAAUCAAGUAUUUUGGUUAAUAAUAAUUCCCCAGGAUGCACAAAUGGAAAUCAGUAUGUGUGCACCAUGUAUUGUUUUUUAUAUAAGUCCUUGAACCUGCUAGGGAACAAUUUCUGGUGUCACCUGUUAGGCACUCUGGACACCUACAGUUCCCAACAGCUACAGUCUUCAAGGAACAAUCUCUAAUUCUUACCUUCAACGAAGACUACACCAUUUGCAGCUGGGGGAAGGCAGAAACUUAUUUUGCUGUGAUACAGCAGAGUAAGUGACAUUACACCUGAAAUACAGGAUGAACCAGAGCAGAUUAAACUUCUUGUUUUAUGGUAGCUGUCCAUUUUAAGUCUAAUAGAUACACUAAAAGGCUUUUAGAGAGAAACAUCCCCUGGCUGCCUAUUUUAUUGCAACAGAGUAAUUUUCUCUUGCAUUGUUUCUGUCAUAUUUUAAGAGGUGAACACAAUAUUAAAACCAAAAGCCACCAUUA
Messenger RNA from Phalacrocorax carbo (great cormorant), 4222 nucleotides. The record is from RefSeq and is a predicted model, not a curated record. NCBI's taxonomy places the organism in Eukaryota, Metazoa, Chordata, Aves, Suliformes, Phalacrocoracidae.